AUCGCUCCCCCCCUCCCCCCCUCUGUGCCCACUUCACGCCGCUCUCUCACCCCGCUACGUUCCCGCGCUCGUCGCCCGGCCCCGGGGUGGCGGGGGCAGUGGAUCACCAACACCGCGGAGCGAGCCUCGCACCGGCCGCCACCGGCCAAGCGGGCAGCUUCGCCCUCACGUUGGGACCCAAUGAGCCAAAGGAGGCUGAGGGUUCAGGAGUGAGGGGCGUCCUGUCUGCCUCAUCCAGCAAGCUGGCCCUCCCUGCUGGGCCGACUGAGGCAUCGCACCUCUACCAGCCCAGCAUCGCGACGAACGGCCCUUCCCUUGCGGCCAGCCCUGGGUGGCCCUCGGGCCGACCAGCAGCUACAGCCACGUACACAGUCACGACCUCAACCACAUUGACAGCCACAGCCACGUUGGCAAGGGCCGGCCUGGGCUGCGGCGGAGAGCCGCUCAAGCCUGGGCCUGCAGCUCCACCUUACGCCACGACCACGCAAACAUGGACAGCGAACGGCCCUGUUACUUCGCUCUGUUCGGGUCCAGUCUUCACAGACACUCGGACAGCACCGUUUCCUAAUCUGGCAACGUCCACCGCCGGCACCGCGCCGCCGUUUGCCGCCGGGCGGCCGGCGUCCCUUGCCGUGUCCGAGCUGCUGCCGAGCUACCCGGCUCGUCAGGGCCCCCGCGAUUCCGCGCCGGGUCUUCCCGUGCCGCCGAGCGGUUCGUACCCCGGCGCGGCCUCCGGGUUUCCCUUGUCCCUGCCGCUGGGCUCGUCCAGUCCGGCCGCGACGCAGGCGUCCGCUCGCCCGCUUCCUGCAUUUGCGUACCCGCCGGGCGGGCCUGAGGUCUACUACUCGAGCGACACGCCGAGUCCCUGGAACGAAGCCGGCGCCAGCAUCUACCGGGACGCCAGCACCAUCACAGACGUAUGCAGCAGUGCCGAGCUGCCGGAGGUGGAGAUCAUCAGCCUCCUGGAAGAGCGGCUGCCCCACUACACGCUGCGUGCCAACGCCGUCUAUGGCUACGAGCACCGAGACUGGCUCCACUCGCCCGUCCUCUCGCCGGAUGACGGCGAUGGUGACGGCGCCUACGCAAGCCCCGAUCUCUCCCCGGAGCAAGCGGAGGAGACGCUGCGCUACAUGAUGCAGUGCUCGGAGCGUGUGGGCCAGAUGACGCGCACGUACAGUGACAUCGAUGCGGUCACGCACCUGCUGGAGGAGAAAGAGCGGGACCUGGAGUUGGCCGCUCGGAUCGGUCAGACGCUGCUGGAGAAGAACAAGAGUCUGUCUGAGCGUGUGGAGCACCUCGAGGACGAGUUGGAGCACACCCUGGAGCAGGUGAACCAGCUGCGGCACGACCUGUCGAUGAAGGAUGAACUGCUGCACAUCUACACGCACACGGUGGAGGACUGCGAGAGCGACUCCAGUGGCUCCACUCCGCUUGAACGCAGUGGAGGGAGUCUCGUGGGUGGACACAUCCCGGCACAGCUCGAUGCGGUGCACAAGCGACUUAAGGAACUGGAAGACGAGAAUUUGCGUCUUCGCUCAAAGGCGUGUCACAUCAAGACGGAGACCAUCAGCUAUGAGGAGAAGGAGCAGCAGCUGGUCAAUGACUGUGUAAAAGGGCUCCGGGACGCGCACCUGCAGAUCGGACACCUGACCGACGAGCUCGGACGGAGGAACGAGGACAGUGCCCGCCAGCAGGAGGAGAUCACCCACCUCUUGUCGCAGAUCGUGGACCUGCAGCGCAGGGCUAAAGCUUAUCAGCUGGAGAAUGAGGAGCUCGUUCAACAUCUGAGCGCAGCCAAAGAGGCACAGCAUGAGCUCACGGCAGAGCUGCGGGAACUGGAGGAGCGCUACGCCGAGUGCGUGGACAUGCUGCACGAGGCGCAGGAGGAGUCCAAGGGGCUGCGCAGCCAGACCGUGAUGAGCACGCCGCGCAGAUACAAUGGCAGCCUCCUCUAUCCCAUGGACUCGCUCGCGGCCGAGAUCGAAGGCAGCAUGCGCCGAGAGCUGCACGAGGAUGAGGGCUUCUCCGACCACCGUUCGCAGCACAAGCGCGUGUUCGACACUGUGAAGGUCGCCAACGAGCUGGUCAAGCGGCGCUGCGUAGGUGGUUCUUCACGGCCGCUGCCAGGAUCUGGCCAGGCCCCUGCCGGGGAGACCGGCUCUCCGGCCACCUGGGCCAACGGUGACACGCCGGACGGCAGCCAGCGGCUGGGAGACCGCGGUAGCCCCAGCUGCCGGGACCUUCAAGCAGCGCUGCACCGGCUCAUGCUGCGAAGGGAAAACGUACAGUGCGAGCGGCGCUACUUCGAGGAGGAGCGCGAGCGGCGGCGGUCGCGCGAGCACGGCGCCGAUGGCGUCGAUGGCGCCUACGGCGUCCUACCCAGCGGCCUGCUCACCCCGGCGGACAGCAUCAUGUCCAUCGGCACCUGCCUCUCCUUCCGCUCGUUCCUGCCCGACAAGCUGCAGAUCGUCAAGCCCAUGGAAGGCUCCGUGACGCUGCUCCAGUGGCAGCAGCUGGCGCAGCCGCACCUGGGGGGGAUCCUGGAUACUCGCCCCGGCGUGCUCACCAAAGACGACCGCCCACUCGAGGACGCGGACGAGGAGGCCACGUACCGCCUGGGCGACCUGGAGGAGGACGACCUGCCGGCGGACGACGGCGUGGAGGGUCUGUCGUUCUGCUCCCGCCUCCCAUCCUCGUCGCCCGCCCACCUCGCGGGGCGUGCCACCCGCACCGAUAAUUACGAUUCAGCAAUUCACCCGGCACCUGCACACGAGGCUGAUUCCAUCACUCCCAUCUCCACCGUGGACAUCCUCGCAGACACCAUCCCUCCUUUUGGCUGCCCCUCCACCUGUGGCCCAGGCGCGGAGGAGGGUGGCGGUGGUGCGACGGGCCCCCCCCAAGCGAGCCGGCAGGGCCCCGUGGGCGGUGCAGCUGGUCCUCAGGGCCCCGCCGGGGCCUUGGAUCAAAUGGUCGCCAGCCGACCCUUCACGCUGCCAGUGAACUACCCUGGCAAGUGCCUGUCCCAAACCAGCUCUACGUACACCUUCACCACCUGCCGAAUCCUGCACCCCACCGACGAGCUCACUGCCCUCACGCCCAGCGGCAUGUACGCGCCGACCCCGAUCUGCAGCAUCGGCCCCGGCGCUGCCAAAUCGACGUCGGAGUCGCAGGCCGGCACGCCCUGCGGCCCUCCACGCCCCAGCCUCUUCCAAUCGUCCACCAACCAGAGGGACUCCACCAAGACGCUCAGCUCCAGCCUGGGCCUGGCCAACCUGCUGAAAGAGCGCGGCAUCUCCGCCGCCGUCUACGUGCCGCGGGCCGGCCGUCCGCGGGCCGGCCCGCCCUCCGGCGGCCAAGAGCCGUCGGCGGAGAUGGCCGUGCCGUGCACGCCGCCCAACUCGCCUCGCGCCCUAUCGCCGUGCCCGUCGCCGCCCGCCUUCCCGCCGGCGCGCCCCUCGGGCCUGCAGUGCGAGAGCUUCCUGGCGUCCAAGCCGGCCAAGUCUCUGCUGCUGCUGCAGGGCGCGGCGGGGGCCGGCGGGGCACGGGCACGCAGCAGCAGCGGCAGCCAGACGGAGCUGUGCAUGGGUGGCGGUUUGGUGGAGAGACUCAAGCGGCUGGGCCUCGCCAAGACGCGGAGUGAUGGCAGGAUGGUGCCGGCACCCAUGCCCGCGCCCAUGCCGCCAUGCUCCUCCGUGGUGCUUAACGGCGGCCUUGCCGACGAAGCGGUCGCCCCCGCCGGAUUGGCCGUGGCGGUGGCGGUGGCGGGCCACGGGGACACCGGUGUAGGGCAGCCGUUGAGGCCUGGGAGCAUGCGGAGGAACCACAGCUUCCCCACGAUAGCGGGCGGCCUCCGGAGAAACCAGAGCAUGCCGGUUAUGAAUGGCGGCGUGCCGGCGGGUACCAACCCGUUCCAAUGCAGCGUGCUGGACGAGACAGGUCUGAGCAAUGCGUUCCUGCCGGAGUGAUCCGAUCUGCAAAGUCGCUCUACGUGAAGAGGUGGCCCGAAAUUGCUCUCGGAUGGUUUUGGUUGCCACCCCAUAACUGUCGCCGGUCCACGCCGUGGCUGCAUUCACUGUUUGCCGCCACUCUUAAACGUCAAUGUCAUUGACUGACAUGUAGUGCAAUGACUGUUCAGUAUGAUGCCGCGAAGAAAAAUAUAAAUAGUUAUCAACACUAAUUGUUCAUUUUAGCCAUUGUUUCCGUUUUUGUACUCUGUAAUGUUUGUUGCAUGGGAGGAAUUUGUGAAUUUACCGCACGUGUGAUGUUGAAUUUCAGGCCACAAUCGGAGACCAUUACUUAACAAAAAUGCUAAUUUUGAUGCGGCGGCUUUGAGGCGAACAACUAGUUUUGUGAUGGGCACUCAUGUUGUAGCGCAGCGAUCGGUGAGGUGCACAGUGGCUAUUAAAGGCUGCUGGACAGAGGUGUCGAAUAGCAGCAAGCCUUUGUUACCUAUCCACGUUCAAAUGAGACCCAUAUGGGAACACAUUUACUUUAUAUCACAGGUGUCUGGGGUAAUUUGCCCACCAUUGAAUUUGCUCCCGUUAAUAUCACCUGGUAACACUGAUCUACGAAAAACCGGUUACCUCCUGCGAAAGUGAACUCCGUUACUCACGAUGAGCCACAGCAGAAGCUCGGAGGGAAUACAAGUGCACACGCUUUCUCCGAUUUGUAUUUUUACGUUUUUUUAAAGUCUUUCCUACUUGGCAAUAAAAACACCGGCAUUGACUCAAGUAAAUCGUCAAACAUUUCCGGGGUAUUUCCCCGAGCGGAGAGAGAGAACGCGGGUUCCGUUCAUAAUUUCUACGUUUUGUAUUUUUCAGGACAGCCCUGCCGCUGAUUUGCAUAGCGACGGACGACACAAAGGCGUCCUCUUGCAAAUUAAUACGUGGGCGAUCUGUUUUGCGUUGUACAAACCAUGGCAAUUAACAUUGCACACUGAGCUAAUUGUUGUUAAUGUUGUCAUAAGGACCCCGGACGUUGAUGCAACUGGGUCAUAGACUCACACGUGAGCACACUCGACCAAUAGUCUACCUACUGACCGCUUCAUCCAACCCCACUGCUUCCAUACAAAAGGAGCUAACUCUUAUUUGAACACAUAAUAAAUAAAUAAAUUUAAAAACUUUGCUGUAUCCAAAAUUGCAAGCGUCUCCCAUUUCCCUUGAAAUUUGUUUUAUUUUACAGGGGGAUACAUAUUUAUGUAAAUGUUAAUUUCGGUUCCUGAGUGUAUAUAUAAGUUGUGAAAUGUAAAUAAGCGUUACUUGUGAAUGUGUAAUAUUCACUGGAUCGUGGAGGUGAAUUCUGCAUGCCGUUUAGUAUGGUCAAGUGGCCUGGCAGUGAAACUGUUUUGCAGCCGUGCUAACAGAAACAAAAGUCUGCAUUAGCAUUAGAGGUCAUAAGGUUACCAACGUUGUUACUUAGCGGUUGGAAGACAUUAUAGAGAAAUGGCACUCCAAUGGAACAUUAAAUCAAUGAAGGAAUUGCUUCUUUUUAAAUGAGAUGCUGACAUUUCGAUAGAGCCGAGUGACAAUAUCUCUCUCUCUCUCGAGAGAGACAUAUUUCAAUUGUGGGUGUAAUUUCUUCAUUUGGUUCUUUCGGUAAAGUCACGUAGGUAUAAAAUAAAAUAAAUCACGUUUGUGUUGCGCCCAAAACGUCGUGAUUUAUUUUAUACCUACGUGACUUUACCGAAAGAACCAAAGAGUGGAUUCCUGCAGUCACGAAAGCUUCACAUCAAGAUUUCUUCAUUUGUUUUGGUACAUUUCACAGAAGCGACAAAGCCACUUAACAGUGAUUUUUUUAGGUAAGCUUUAACGAUUGUGUAAUCAUCCAACCUGGUCAGACUACUCUCCCACCUGUGCUUCCCGUGCUCGUAAAAUAUGCGCGGUUACAGACGUGCUUCUCAAAGGAGGAGCCUACGAAUGAAUCGAGUGGAAUACGUGAGCAAUGUGCGUGUGUUUGUGCUCUGUGCGCGGUCUGAGCACAGCCACGAAAAGGGAAUCUUAAUUGUGGAGGAAUAAAUAUUGCAUUCUACUAGACGAUGUUUUUCUCGAUUGAUGUUACGGCAGUGGCUUUUCGCGUCGUUGGCAUGGGCCCUUGUGCAAGGAAUUAAAUGAGACCUAUCCAAUUUCCCCCUCUUCAUAGCCAUCUGGCCCAUGGACCCCGGUGCAGUUGCACAGCCGCCUGCACGCUCGAUUGCCAAGCCACCGCAUAGUGGCAGGGUGACGCAGUCGUAACACUUUGCUUCUCGCAGAAAGAAAUACCCGAGUUCGAUUUUCUGACUCGGGCAUCUGUCUGUGUGGAGUUUGUAAGUUCUCUCCCCGGUUUGCAUGGGUCUUCUCCGAGUUCUCCGAUUUCUCCCGAAGUCAAAACAAACUCGCAAUGGAACAAGCAGUGGCCAAAUAACAAUCCCAAUGCUGAAAAAUUUGGACCAUAAAAUUACUCGGUGGGAAUUGUACAUAGGAAGAUUGCCCCCCCCCCCCAUCCUGUGAACCUCGCAAAGAGCCUCCUCAAGAGACUAAAGCUUUCCUGGGUAAGCAGUUGCAAUAAAUAAACAAAUCGAUAGAUUGGUUGAGUGACUAAUUUUGAAUGUCCAUAUAACUGCCUGUUCCCUUAAAAUGUCCAGCCGUCCGAAAGCAGGGUCCCCGUGGCUCCCAGCCUUUCCUGCUUUCACUUUCACCAAUCUCAUUCACGCCUGCCGACUCGCGUAUCAGUCGGUGACGCGAGGAGGGCACGGAUGCCUACGUUGUUUGUUAUCAUUGGUGAACACGGGAAUAUUUGACGCCGAGUUGGUUGCGGUGAACACUACGACCUAAAAUCUGAUGGAAGCAAUUCCCCCCCACCCCCAGAUGUGGGUUUGAGACCCAUGCGGCGUGUCUCAUUAGUCCGCUCGCUGCCCACUUAUGCGGUUUAACCAAUCCAGUCGUUGGUGUCGUGUGCGCCUGCUGCUCGUUGGGAUUCGAUCUUCGGAUUGACAAAUAGAUCCAUCCAUGUGGUGAUGGGGCAAUCAAUGGCAAAAAAAAAACAUCGGAAGUGAUUUUUUAAACUAUCCUACAUUUAUCCGACCAAUGAAGUACGCAUAGAAGUGCGUGUUUUGUGAACCAUAUGAGCACAUGAAAAUCCAUAUUGCUAUCUAGCUUGUCUGUGAUAUGGCUGGAAAAGCUAUGUUCUGUGUUAUCACGAUUGUCUUUUCGAUGCGGACAAUGUUGCUUUGUUGCAUGUUUAUGUAUAUAUGGGAAAGCUUUGCAAUACCUGUGACUUGAACUGUUGCAAUUAUUAUUGACUGGCAUCAUUAUCUCCACUGUCACUAUUAUCACCACCACCACCAUCGUUGUAGUUUGAUUUUAGAAUGUAAUAAUUCUUGCAAUUUCAGUCAGGCGACGGGGAGAGAGAAUGUCCCGUGACGUGAGACUGGUUUUAAGAGGCGGUCGCUGCUUCAUGCCAAUGCGUAAUAUUGUUUUUGCUUUGCUAAAAUAUGCAAUGUUAAUUCUGUUGGAAGAAUACGGGCAACGUUUAAAAGUGGCGAAUAUUGUCUCGUGUUGUAAGCGACAAAAACAAACAUGUAGAUUGUCACCUGCUGGGGCUGAAGCUGUUGAGUUGAUGCUUAAUAUGAGCUGUUGCGAAUUUUGUGAGAUUAUUUAUUCCAAACGGGUGCUUUCUCGGGCAGAGUUUAUUGUAAAUAUUUUACGUUGACAUCGAUGUCAUUGGACGACAGCACUGAAAGUUGAGUUUUGCUGUGUGCGUGUGUUCGUGUGCCUAUGUGUCCGUGCAUGUGCGUGCAUCACUAAUUGCUAUCGGCAGGGAUGUACAAAUCCGUGGAAGCUCGCAGCUAUUCAGAAUAAUUAUCUAUCACCUUGUAUUUUUUGGGAUUAUUGGAAGAAAUUGCCCAACCAAAAGUUUACCUGGCUUGACUGUCUUUGCCAAAAGCGCUUUGCAAUUGUCACCUGUACAGCAGAUGUUUCUACACAGACCAUCACGUGCUUCGUUAUGCGGUAUCAGUGAAUUUGCCAAUGGGUUUAUUUUCUCCGCCAUUCACCACCACCGUACAACCGUCCUGAUCGUUUAGACCCCACGUGGCUUCCACGGAUGUGUCUCGAGUCAAUCAAAGGCCACAAAGGACUGCUGCGCUCGCCACCCUCAUUUUGCCAGUCUUUUGGUUAUAAGUGUAUUUAUUAGAGGUUUUUUUUUCCAUCGUCAUGGAUGCAAGUGAGCGCAGCAUUUAAAUGGAACGUUAUUCGCGCUUUUUGACGGUGCAAAUUACAUCCGCUGGUGUGUGCUAAGUGAUACAUUUCUGAGACUCGGUGACAGUUGAUAGUUUUUGGGAAUGUUUUGGGGGAAAUUGGUCGUGGAUGUAUGUGUGUUGUUUGUAAAGGAAUGGAAGGGGGGGAAAGAAUUGACGUUACCAAGAGCCAUCUGGAAGUGUCCUUUAACACGUUUCUGUACCACGUGCUGUUAAAACGAUUUGUUCGGCAAUGCUUUCGGCUUACACACUCCAAUCACUGUUUCUUAUAAAAUUAGGUAAGCGGGCAAUGUGUUUCAUUUACACGUCUUGUCUCUCCACGUUAUCAGCAACAGUAUUGGACAAUCCGUCGGCCAAACGGCCUUCUGGGAAGUGCAUACGUUCAGCAGCAUUGACUAGGUUCAAGCAAAUCUCUGGACCGAUUCCAACGUUCAGUGUCUCAAAAGACACAAUGUCCUCAAGAGACACUGUGAAAACUGGUUCAAAUCAUAAUAAUAAUGCUACUGUUAUUCGCUAUGUGGAGAGAUGGAUAUUGGAGGGAGAGACAUUGCCUGCGUGUCUAUUUUGUCAUAUUUACUCGAAAACGACGCUUAUGAUUAGUUUGUUGCCAUUGUUUUCUAUGUACCUGUUCAAGUACACAUUGUAGAUUCAGUUUUAAGUGAUAAGAGGACACAAUAGGCAAAUGUCACAUGCUUUCUCUGUUGCAUGUUCUUGUCACCUUGUGCCACUAGUGUACUUGUUUCCGGUAUGUGUAGGUGCAGAUAAACACGCGGGUUGACGUUCAUAUUUCAAAAUAGCCAAAAUUUCCAGUCAUCAUCCGUGUUACUUUCCUUCUCGAUGAAGGCCUCCCCAAUCUGCCACCACGUCUCACGAUCCUGAGUUGUAAUAAUCCGCCCAGUGCUUGCACGCAAAUUAACAGUUAUUUAGCUCGUAAAACUGGUCAAGGGUUAGCUUCCAAAAUGAGCCUUUUAUACAUAUAUUUUUUAUUUAGUUACACUUCGAGUACAUUUCGUUGGACACGUUGUUGGGAUUUGUUUUUGUUUUGAUGGUGAGAGUAAGUGAUGUCUGCAUGGGACAUGAGAAGGGGUAUGUGGACGGAAAGGAGGUUUGUGCUUGAGAGUUGUGAAACUCGAGCUGAAGGUACCGGAGGAUUUUUACCGUAGGUCACCGAGAGGUGGAUAGGUUCUCUGCCAUAUUGUGAAGUUCCGUUCGAUCUGUCACUCUGCGUUUGGCCCAACAUGAGAAUUUAUCUUUGCAAGCUACACAGCCAGCCUUAGCGGUAUACCUUGAACGGCCUUUGUCAUAUAUUAAAUUAUUGCACGGUAUAGUGAACGGUAAAUAAGGGUUCAGAUGUCCUGGAGUUGAGAUGUCAGGAUAUGUGCCAUGCUCCCGAUGGUGCAUUGGAUGCAUUUAAUAAUAUUUCUAGCACGCUAGGUAGACUCGACACGAACCCAUUAUGGGUACUCAAUGAACUUCUCGCUCUCUGGACAUUCAGUGAAGUUCAUGACAUAAUUGUGAACGAUAUCAUAAUUUUCUAAGGUGUAUUUCAAAAAACCAUGUGGUUACGUGUGCAUUAAUUAACAGGCUCGCGGUAAAUGUGUCUGGUCGAGAAACUAAAUGUGUGCUGGACUAGACACUUUAUUCAGGUGUUGGUCCUGUAAGCAUAAGCAACAAAAUUACGGAAUGGUAAAUUCAUGAAUACAAAUGUACUGUCGAUUUGUAAAAAGCACAAACGCAAGUGUUCCCACAUGAAACGUAGCACUUUUGUUCUCGUGCUCCGCUAUGGUGUCUUGUUUCUUGCUACUGAGCGCGAGUUUGACUCCUCAAAACUGUGCCCACCGGGGGACCCUGUUGGGAGCAACAGAUGUGGACUUUUAACCCAAAAUAAAGACGACUUAUAGCGUCCCCUGA
Messenger RNA from Petromyzon marinus (sea lamprey), 10144 nucleotides. RefSeq names its product trafficking kinesin-binding protein 1-like. The record is from RefSeq and is a predicted model, not a curated record. Gene Ontology annotation, biological process: vesicle transport along microtubule; protein targeting; neurogenesis. Gene Ontology annotation, cellular component: mitochondrion; cytoplasmic vesicle; dendrite. NCBI's taxonomy places the organism in Eukaryota, Metazoa, Chordata, Hyperoartia, Petromyzontiformes, Petromyzontidae. Gene Ontology annotation, molecular function: myosin binding; signaling receptor binding.